Messenger RNA from Naegleria lovaniensis, 2211 nucleotides. RefSeq lists its product as uncharacterized. The transcript has 4 exons. NCBI's taxonomy places the organism in Eukaryota, Heterolobosea, Eutetramitea, Acrasida, Naegleriidae. Gene Ontology annotation, biological process: transmembrane transport. The record is from RefSeq and is a predicted model, not a curated record. Gene Ontology annotation, molecular function: transmembrane transporter activity. Bases 1 to 2211 code for a protein of 736 amino acids.
AUGAAAGACAACUCUAUUUCAUCAAGAGAGCAAAAUAAUGACGACCAUUUCUUGCCAACAUCAUCAAAUGAAGAUGCUAAUUUCGAAGAAGAAAGUUCUCAAGAUAUUUUAUCAAGUUAUCAUGUUGGAAAUCAAAACACAGAUUCACCAUAUAUUGAAACAAUUACCUCACCUUUUGAGAUGAAAGUGGUAGACCUUCCCAAAGGACAGGCAACCAAUUUACAAGACGUUUAUGAUGAUUAUCGGGAUGAUAGUGACGAUGAUUAUGUUGUGGAUUUUACCUCUGUGAACGGGAAUGAUGUAAUAAUUCCUUCAAAAUUUAGUGCACUUCCAGAUACAAAAGUAGUUCCUGCAAAGAACAUUACGAAUGCAUCUACAGUUCGAGAACCACCUUUAAAAACUCCAGUUUUCGAUCUUUCUCAAACUCUUGCUUCAAUUGGGAGUAGUGCAUUUGCUGGUGCUUCAGCAAAGGUUUCAUCAAGCGCAAAUAGUAACACUAAUUUUAUUUCAUACGAGUUGGAAGACGAUCUAGAGUCAGCAAGUCACAAAAAUUUAGUUGGAGAAACUCUUUCUAGAACAUCAUCGUUUAAUGAUUUAGAAUCUCUGGAAACACAAUCAUCCGUUUCUGAUCUUUACUCUUACUCAGAACAGACCGCUUCUCAGUCAUCAUUUAAUCAUUUAUCGUCAGAACAAAAACGGUUAGCAAAGAGUGAAUUUUCAAAGAAACCAAUUUAUUUAGAAAAGAGCCCUAUUCCCAUGUUACCUUCUACAAAGAGAAAGGUAAAACACUGGCUUUUUAAGAGAGCGAAAAAAGGAAGCUCAACAGACGCUCAAGAGGAAGAAGUCACACCACAAAAUCAGACAACAAUUGAAAAAGUUAAAAAAGCAAUUCUAUGGUGUGUCACUGGAAAAUUUGAAAUUGAAAAAAAGUACUCUGUCCCCUAUCAAAAAUUAACAAGAGAAGAAAAGGAUAGAGUGCAUUCAUUAUUACUCGACUUGGGCUAUGCCCUUUCUAUUUAUGGCCUUCCUUCAAACCGAGUUGAAUAUCACUUGACGUUAGUUUCGACAUAUUUUGGUAUGGAUGGCUAUUUCUUUUGUAUUCCCACUGGAAUAUGGUAUAGUUUUGGAACCAAGCCGAGAGAUCCUUCCAACGUUUCAUAUUUUGUGAAAAUUGAAAGCCAAACCACAGAUUUAAACAAACUCAUCAAGUUAGACCAAAUUGCUCAUGACAUAUCUGACGGUAUUUUACCAUUAGAACAGGCUCAGCAAAAAAUUAGUGAGGUUAUUACUGAACCACCAAUUUAUUCCCAUCCCAUGUUCACUGUUUUCAAUAUGUUCAUUUUCUGUGGUUUCUACGUAAUGUUGUGGAAUGGAACUAUUGGAGAAGUAUUAACAUGUUUUAUUGGUGGAAUAAUUAUUGGUAUUUUGAUGGUAUUUGGAUCUCGUGUUGCAUUCUUCUCAAAUAUUUCUGUUAUUGUCGCAAGUGUGGUUGGAGGACUUUGUGGAAUUAUUUUCAAAUUUAUUCUAUGGGAUGUGAGCUAUGUUAGCGUGGUAUUGAUUUGCUUAUGCCUUAGUUUUUACUAUCUCCCUGGAGUAACCAUCAUGAUAGCCAUUAAUGAAAUUCAGGCGAGGUCUCUUGUUUCUGGGACAUCAAGAUUAGUUAGUGCAUUUUCAACAGUAUUGAAACUUGGAUUUGGCUUAUUAAUAACGAAUGGUAUUGUUAGCGCAUUUCCUGCAUUUGCAGAGAGUGAAAAAGCUGGUACUCAACGAACUGAGUUGUCUCUCCCUAUGCGUAUUGUGGCAAUUAUUGUUCUUGCCAUUGGUAUUGCUAUCGAUUCCAAGGUUCCAAAAUACUUUUUCACAUAUGUUUAUUUGGUAAUUGUGACACUUGCUGUACAUUUGACAGCUUACUAUUCAAGCAACGUUCUUGGCAUGGAGCUGGGAACAGUUAUGGCUGGAACAGUGACUGGUGUCGGAAGUAAUAUUUAUUCCCUUAUCACCAAGCAUCCUCCGCUACUGAUAAACUCAGUGGCUACACUUUUGCUUGUUCCUGGAUCGCUUUCAUGGCGUGGAUUCUCUGCCUUUUUAUCUAAAGACAGUACCACAGGUAUCAAUUUGAUAUUUGAAGUGUUCUUGAUAGGAAUGGCUAUAUUUUUUGGUUUGACAAUUGCUAAUAGUUUAAUUCCAAUUAGACAGAGAAUUAAUCUUUGA